CGCUUUGAUACAGAGAAUCAUUUCUAUCGUGCAAGUGAUCGUCAUCGUACUAAGACCAAUCGUACAACAGCAAGAUGAGAGCGUGGCUGUGAUACCGUGCACGAAUGAACCUGAUCUGGUAACCAACGCGGGCAUCGGUUUUAGAAGGGCGUAGCUAUCGAUGCCGUGCUAUUGACGCUCCACCUGUAGUACAACUCACUCGAAGAUGUUUUUUCACACAUAUCAUCAAGACGCUUUAUCAGAUUUACGCUCGGCUCAUCACAACCCCCUCAACAGGUCCCCCCCGCUUGAGUGAGAGAUAUUUUCUACUUGUCGAUCCUCAUCAUGUGCAUUCAUCUACGUUUUCCACGUUUGCAUGAUGUACUUAGCUGCAAGAACGCUAGAGAAUAGAAAUUGCGCUUCAGUGGUGUUAGAAGUAGUUGUAGAGAGAGAAGAGGCAACACGCAACAGGAACACUCGGUCUAUGCAGAAGUAUAAGUGUUUUCGUCUUCUCGUCGACUUCUUACUGGAUCUUGAUCUUCGGCAUGCCUCGUCCACAACCUAGGCUUGCUUGGUGCAGCCUGUGGCAGGUUCGAAAACCACCAAAACAACACGACCAAGAUGGCCGCUCGCUUUCGCUUCCAGGAGGACCCGGAAUAAUAAAUGACGUGACGUCCACCUCGUUGCACUUCGUGCCUCGUGUCUUUGCUUCAUUGAAGACGAGGACAAAGAUCAUACGUGCCAAAAUCUCCGUCAAAACCGUCCGCACGCCCUCGAUCAUCAAAUGGAAAAUUUAGAUCGUGCUUUCACCGUCGUCGUGAUCGAUCGUCAACAUCUGCAACGGGCACUAGCACAACUUCAUCUCCGUCCUGCUCGAGAUCACACGCGCUGCUCGUGAGAUUAUGGAUCGCUUCUUCUAAGGACCUCGCUUGCAACGUACUAGAAGUGAGUCUGUCAACGUCAUCGUUUAGAGGAUCGGACCGCUCACGUUCAUCACUGUAAAGCUCAGAAGGAUCUGAAUCGUCGUGAUGCGUAAGUAGAACAUCGAGAAACUACGCGGUCCAUCGUCCAAGAUCAUCUGCAACGUGGUCUACAACCGUCCAGGAAACAAAGCUACGUCCCUGAGUCUUCAAGUAUCUGCCGCGCGUCAAGAGGAAGAGGUGUCAACGUCGAGAAGAAGAAGCGUAGGAAAAAUGGUCGAGAUGGAGAGAUCAUGCUUUCAGUCCUUCGUCCUUAGUUUUGUACAAACUACAGGUUUGCUGGCCCGGCGAAAUCCGACCUGCGUGCGGUAAGCUGGGUCAGGGAAGGGCUGAGGAUCGUAUUCGUGAUCGUAGCACUCUUGCGUCACAUUUACGUUCUUGUGUGCCGAGAUGAAAGGAGCUGCAGCUGUAGAGGAGAAGAAAGCCGUAUUUAUCGUGCUGGUCGUGGGGAGACUAUAGUGCUGAGAGGAACUACACCCGUACCAAACAUCCGUGCUCUGCUGUCCUGGAAACCGUGCAUUGACCAGAGCGAAGUCAGUUGGAUGUGGAACGUUGAAGGAAAUCGGUGACGCUAGUCCUAGUCGUGCCGUAGCGUACUCUCACAUCGUGGCGCUGAAGGCAGCACUCGAGUGCAGAAGUAGAUCUUGUCGCGCGCCGUCCAGCCAACUCUUCGUCUCGCUCGUUCCUAUCUGCGUCCAGCCUCUACUACGCGCAGAUCGCACAGAACGAGUUGACUUUUUUUUUCGUGAAGGAGAUUUUGAAUGGGUUUGCUUUUCUCCCGUACUGGUACUUCAGCUUGGCCUUGGCGUUACCUCUACUCAUCACCACCUUCAAGCUUCUCUAGUUUCACUUCUACUUCUUUCGAUCGAGAAGACCUGCUUCGCAGUAUCUCACUAUUAUUCACAGAGGGCGACGAAACACCGCGAGGGCGAAAAAUUUCACAAGGAGAAAACCGCGAAACCUCCAUGGAUCGGCUCCCAUUCCGAGCCGAAACCCCAGGGCAAACGGUCCCCAUUCCGAGCCUAUACCUCCGGGCAAACGAUCCCCAUUCCAAGGCUAUACCUCCGGGCAAACGAUCCCCAUUCCAAGGCUAUACCUCCGGGCAAACGAUCCCCAUUCCGAGCCGAUACCUCCGGGCAAACGAUCCCCAUUCCACGCGAACGAUCCCCAUUCCGCUCUUUUUUAUCAUACCGAGAAAACCGCCCGCCAAGUCAAACCUACUUCGUGCGAGUGUGCAUGUAGUUGUGGACACGCAUCAGGAAAUCAGAGAGAGCGCUUCCUGUUUGUCUUCGCUGGAGCUUGCUUAUUAUCACAUACCAGCACACCAGUCGCGGACCGGUCGUAGUGCUUUUGUUCUGAAAUCACGCGAGACCACAACUACAUGUGCGCGAGCAGUGAAUUUGGCUUGGCGCCGGAAGCUCUUGACUUUGCCACUAUACCCCAUACCUCCGCAAGUCGAUCCCCGCAUGACAAGAACACCACCUCCGGGAUUCGAACCCCCAACCUCCGGGAUUCGGUCCCCCUUCCAUUUUGGGCCCUGCGUCGAGUAUCACCUGGAAAAGCUUGCUGCUUUCUGUUGGUUUUGCAUGGAUGUUGCGCACAGUGUAGCACUUUUAUUGCACACAGCUGAGGCUGUGUUCGUUGGGGCUGGCGACUCCUCUUCGUGUUUCGAGGGCGCGCUGGCUCUGAAUCGAUAUUAUGAUAUUAGCGCACAAUUGUGGGCAUACUAGUUUCAAUUUCUUUGUUGUGCUUGUGAGCGAAACGAAAAUAAAGUUGCACGGACGGGACAAAAUCAGAGCAGAAGCAGGCAGGCUUUUUCAAAUCCUUAACAAAAUCCGAAGUACUUGCGGUAAGAUGCGGGGCCGACGGCCACGUGGGUGU
Amoebophrya sp. A120 is the source of this 2840-nucleotide messenger RNA. NCBI's taxonomy places the organism in Eukaryota, Dinophyceae, Syndiniales, Amoebophryaceae. The record is from the annotation of a GenBank genome assembly.